AUGGUGGAACUAGUGCCACCCCCACGGUUUGUCUUGCCGUCCUUCAGAUACCCCCAGACUGACGUGUCCACCUUCAAAAGAAUAUGGCGUGCGCUCGACAUCAUCUCGCCUGGCGCACCAGCCUCCAGUGGUGCCAAUCCACCACCCAAUCCUUCCCCCAAGACCAUCACCAGGAGAUCCUCCCAGUCCCACAACAUCACUGCCGCCAGUUCCGGCUCCAAGACCCCUAAGAAAGCCUCGCCUCUCGCAAUGCUAUUUGCGUCGCUACCAUCCCUCGAAUACAACCUCUCCAACUUACAGCAUUUCCAGGCCAAGUUGUGCGCCCAGAUCUACCAGCUCGAGUUGGAGGCCAGUGGCUGCCGUGCUAGCACCCGCAAGAUCGACGUGUUCGACUUGGUGCGGUUGGCACCCGCCCAGUUACGGGCAAUCGAAACGAACUACCAGGUGGUGCAGAUGCUCCAGUUGAUAGCGAUCUUGAUAGACUGUCUCGAAUUCAACAGGCUGGUUCCUGAGAAGUAUCUUGACUACACGAGCCAUGUCAACGGACGGGUGUUUGCCUUGGGACGCGACGCCUACAAGUUGUUUGGCGAGGCGCUCAUCUUGACGGUGAUUGAGUCCUUGGCCGAGAAGAGCCAGUCCAACAGCCUGGUGUUGACGUUGGAGGAGCACGUCUCCUUCAACCUCUUCAUAUCCGACAUCUUGAACUACAUGAUCCUCCAGAACAACGACGCCCACAUCAAGACCCCUGUGGUGGUGCCGGCUCCGUUCACCAAAAAGAUCCCCACCAACGUGCGGGAGUCCAAGGUGUACGCGUACGAAAACCCCCCCAGAGGAUCGUGUGGCGAGAUUUCCAUCAAGUCGUCGCGGUUGUCGUUGUACUCGCCAAGCGAGUUGGACUACGACCUGUCAUUUGCCGACGAGGUCACCAUCGCCAAGAGCGCACCUCGGUCGCUCUACUCGGAGGAAACCGUCACCGACGACUAUGCUGUGGAUGCUGGAGAAGACGAGGUCGAAGACGACGCUUACACCUACUUGAACUCGUUCGACGAGCAGCCGGUGGUGCGAAAGAAGGGAAGACUCUCGUUUUUCAGGAGAAAGAGCAUAGUGGAUGGAAGUGGUGCCAAAUUGGCGCCAAGCCUGAGCAUUAGGUCUCGUCGCUGA
Molecule: messenger RNA, 1161 nt
Organism: Suhomyces tanzawaensis NRRL Y-17324
Lineage: Eukaryota; Fungi; Ascomycota; Pichiomycetes; Serinales; Debaryomycetaceae
Exons: 1
Coding region: 1-1161 (386 amino acids)
Source: RefSeq, a predicted model, not a curated record